AUGAGCCCGGACCUGAUGAUACACGUAUCCACCAGCGCCACCGCUGGAGAUGCCUGGAAAUACCUCGCCAGCCGAUUCGACAGAGAUACAGGAUCUACUUCCAUAAACCUUUUUCGUCAAAUUACGAACCUGAGAUACAAUGACGGCGAGGACCUUCGUCAUCAUCUCGAUGUUUUCCACGGCCUG
This is a messenger RNA of Aaosphaeria arxii CBS 175.79, 186 nucleotides long. RefSeq lists its product as uncharacterized. The annotation marks the transcript as partial. The transcript has a single exon. The record is from RefSeq and is a predicted model, not a curated record. NCBI's taxonomy places the organism in Eukaryota, Fungi, Ascomycota, Dothideomycetes, Pleosporales.